This is a messenger RNA of Pocillopora damicornis (cauliflower coral), 2148 nucleotides long. Its product is annotated as CD63 antigen. Gene Ontology annotation, cellular component: plasma membrane. The record is from RefSeq and is a predicted model, not a curated record. NCBI's taxonomy places the organism in Eukaryota, Metazoa, Cnidaria, Anthozoa, Scleractinia, Pocilloporidae.
GACAUUAAAAGCAUGUCACGUCUCGCAAGUUUAAAAUGUACUGAUUAUGGCUUACAAAGGAGAACUUUGGUGAUUACUUCCGUGUUUCUUGCUUUGAGAAAACGCCUUCAGGCUAGCUUACUAUGACAAGUUAAGUCUCGGUUUGACACGGGUGCCUCUCUAUUGAUUCCGAUGUUUGAGUAUCUCUUUCAUCGAUGUGGUACGGAGAGAUGUAAGCGGUAUUGGUCACACAAUCUGUGUGUCUUCGAGAAAUCACUGUUCAGCUCUAUAAAAUGCCAGCGAAACUGAAACUAGAAAGUAUCGACAAGGACGGCACUCUUCUGGAUCACGCCACACUGUGAGCAGCUGAAGAUAUUAUAGGUAAUGGACCAAAUUUAAGUUUUAAGCAUUUCCUCUGAAAAUAAAGUUCGUCUCAAAGUAUGUGCGAUUUUUUCUUCCUGGCGUCGACGAGACAAGAACAUGUUUAAAGCGAUAUAAUUUUCAAGCGUGAUUUUCGGAAAUGACAACUUGUUAUUAAUUAUUCAAAAACUUUUAGUAAUAUGAUACGAACUUGACAGACUUGACAAUAGAAACACAAGAAUGUGUAAUCGAGAUGCCCUUUGAAUGAUCCCGUUCUUGUCGCGGAACCACAAGAUUUCUGUUGUUUUUCAGCCCACAGUUUAAUCUCUGCACUGGUGUUGUCUUCGUCAUUACUUCAUUUUACAGUUCAGUAUUCUCUGUAGGAAAAUGCAUCACAAUUUUCUUGGGCAACCGUCAGGGAGGUGAAUCAAUUGACCCAGACAAGUUGAAAGCUUUGUCGCAUCAUCAGAGCAUCAUGGAUUUCGUUUCAUAUCACGCGGGAUGUGUAAUUGUCUCUGGCUCGAUUUAAACUGAGAUCACCUCCAUAGCUGGUUGAAGCUCAUCCAUAUGAUAACAAUGGCCCCAAGCCACUGCCAUGAGAGAUUCAUCAUUAAGAAACUGAUUCCUCUCAUAGCAGGAUUUUAUCUGGUGGCAGGUGUCAUUAUGAUUGGGGUUGGUGCUCACGUGAUGAGGAACCAAAUAACUCCUGCAAAAAUUUUGACAAGCCUAAGCAUUCAAACAGCACCCAUAUUACUCCUCUGUGCUGGAGUUUGGAGCUUGCUAGUGGCAGUUCUUGGAUUUGUUUUUAUUUGUGAAAAAUCACCUAUUGAGAAUGGAGAAAGGAAACGACUUAAAAUUACAUUCAUAAUCCUUGGUGUGGCAGCCCUUCUUCCGGCAUUUAUUGGUGGUGGAAUUGGUUUAGGUAACAUCAACAAGGUCACAAAUACAUUUGAACCAGACCUAAAGACAAAACUUGAACUGUAUGGAAGGUCAGGGGGCUCCAUGGAGGAUGUUAAUGAUUUACAGAAAGAGUAUAAAUGUUGUGGGGUGAACACCUUUGCUGACUGGCGUAUUACUGUUUGGGGAGGACGUAGAUACGACAAAGUCCCAGAUGCCUGCUGUAAAGAUGAGACGUUUGGAUGUGGUUACUGCUUUGUAGAUGCGGAUAAAACACUUAACAAAAAGGGUUGUGCUUCGAUUGCCGUGGAAAAAGUGAAAAAAUCUUUGCUGACUGUAGGUGUCAUUGGAAUCAUUAUUGGUAUAGUCGAGGUGAUCUUGUGGGUGGUCUUUCUCUGUUCUUGUUGCUGCAAUGCAAAUGGGGAUGAAUAUUUACCACAGCCUUCAACACCUUUGAAGUCUCAGCCCGAACAAAUCACGCUAAGAGACACGCCCAGCUCCAAGGAAAGGGUUGGCUCUGGACAAAGUAAGGUUGUACCUGCUCCAGAGGAAGAUUGCACGCCUUCUCGGCAGGAAGUAUGUACCUCUAGUCCUGGUGCUUCGCACUAUGAACACAAAAGUGAUAAGCCUAGCUCAGAGGGUGGUGCUGCAUAGAGUAGAGAGGAAAGUGAAAAGCCGUCAAAAGAGAAAACCACGUCUUGUUAGAGAUCAUCUGAGGUUUAGAGAGGAGUCGAGAAAUUGUCACUGUAAAUGUUUUAAAGGGAGCAGAAUUAGGUACAGUAAAGUUUUUUCUUUCACCUCUAAAACCGAAAGUUACCCUUUGCCCUAACUACUCGUUUUAUGACAUCCUCCUUUCUGUUUUGUGCUACAAGUCAAGUUUCCUUUGAAUAAACGCUGAAGCGUUCGAUGUAA